GUUUUAACGGAAAUUACCAAUCACGAGUCAUAUCUAAUUUAAUAAAUAAAUUAUAGUAAGCAAGUAUUUUGAAAUAUAUCUUUUAAGAAAAGUAAUAUUCUUAAUCGAUGGUUGUAAAUCCUUAGAAGAAUAUGGACAAUAUUCUAAAGGAAAUUAUAUAAAAAAAUUUAAUGACUGUUAAUGUAUUUGUCUUAUGAAUUAAUAUGUAUAUGUAUACAUAUAUAUUCAUGAAAAUCAUGAUGUCUCCAAAUAAUGAAAAGCACGAUUUACAUUUAAUGAAAUAUGUUAAUAAGAGUACAGAACUAAAGAUUAUUAGAGGUACUUUAAAUACAAAAACUAAUAAGCUACGACUUAAAAAAGAAAUACUCAAAGAAAGAUAUAAAGACUUGGAUAAUAUAAAUUGCAAAGUAUGGGUUACAGAAGAUGAAUUUUGUAACGAAAUUUGGAAUUUUUCUUUAAGGCAUAAUUUUAAUUCUAUUUUUAAUCAAAAUUCUCAUAUUACAAAAGUAGAUGAACUUCACAAAUGUAAAUAUAACACUGUGAUUGGUGAAAAUUUAAACAAAGUUGAUAUGUGUAAUAAAGUAUUAAAAUUAAAAAAUGAAAUUGAUAUUACCAAUAAGGAAAUAAUACUCAUUCGUAACAAAAAUACAGAAACCGAUUUAAAAUAUUGUGAAUCUACUUUAGAUGAUCUAAAAUCUUUUUCGGAAGAGAUAUUACAACUUAUAAGAUUAAUAAUUACUUCAGGGAAAAAUGUAUACAAUACAAUGAUAAAUCGGAAAUUAAGUACAAGUAUGAUGGAAGAAUUUACGAGUGCAAGAAAAUUGUUCCAAAAAUCUAAUUUUUGCGGUAGUGCUUUAACUGAAAAUAUUGUUUCUCCAUCCAAAAUUAUUGAAGAAUCUAAAGAAUGUCAUAACAUUAAACAUAAUGUAAAGUUCGGAAGAUUUAUUAUGAAAACGCGGAGUCUUAUUUCUCUUAAAUAUGAAAAAAAAAUGUAAGAAAUUCAGGAUGAGAGAAACGAAUUAACGUAUUCGUAGAAGUACUUCAUUUCGUAAAAAUAAUGUACUGUAAUUGCAAUAUUGCGGAAGUCACUAAUAUAUAUAAUAAAGUAUUUUAUAAGUUAA
Molecule: messenger RNA, 1121 nt
Organism: Bombus huntii
Lineage: Eukaryota; Metazoa; Arthropoda; Insecta; Hymenoptera; Apidae
Exons: 5
Coding region: 204-995 (263 amino acids)
Source: RefSeq, a predicted model, not a curated record